This is a messenger RNA of Toxoplasma gondii ME49, 1226 nucleotides long. It is a transcript of the gene RPL7A, whose product is annotated as ribosomal protein RPL7A. The coding region runs from base 154 to 984 and encodes 276 amino acids. The record is from RefSeq and is a predicted model, not a curated record. The transcript has 5 exons. Gene Ontology annotation, cellular component: ribonucleoprotein complex. Gene Ontology annotation, biological process: ribosome biogenesis. Lineage: Eukaryota; Apicomplexa; Conoidasida; Eucoccidiorida; Sarcocystidae.
CAGCCGCGUUGAUAAAAUCCCCAUUUAACGCGUUCUCCUUUCCCUUUCUGGAGGUCCCUUCCCUUCUUGUGCGUCUUGUUCCGGCGGUCGCAGGCCGCCAGUUUUUCUCCACUCAAACCAGAGAGGGAACGCAGGAAGAGAGACUUCAUCAAAAUGGCGUCCAUGAAGAAGGGAUCGGCUGCCGCCAAGGGUAGCAGCGGAGGGAAGAAGAAGCUGCCAGCGGCGCCCUUGGCCGGCAAGUCUGGCAAGAAGGUCCAGAAGUCUCCGAUCUUCGCUAAGACGCCGAGAAGCUUCCGUGUUGGUGGAAACAUCCAGCCGAGACGCGACCUCAGCCGAUUCGUCAAGUGGCCGAAGUACAUUCUGCUCCAACGGCAGCGCAGAGUGCUGAUGCAGCGCCUGAAGGUCCCCCCUGCGAUCAACCAGUUCACACACACUCUGGACAAGAACCAGACCUCUCAGCUCAUGCGUCUGCUCGCCAAGUACAAGCCUGAGACUCGCGCUGAGAAGAAGCAGCGUCUUCUGCAGGAGGCCGAGAGACAGAGUGCUGGCGGUGCUGCUGGUGGAAAGAAGCCCGUCAUGAUCAAAUACGGUAUCAACCAUGUGACAGAUCUGAUUGAGAUCAAGAAGGCGAAACUUGUUGUCAUCGCGCACGACGUCACCCCCGUCGAGCUUGUCUGCUUUAUCCCCCAGCUUUGCCGCAAGAAGGAGGUGCCGUACUGCAUCGUCAAGGGCAAGAGCAGACUCGGACAAUUGGUCCACCAGAAGAACUGCCCUGUGCUCGCCAUUGAUAACGUCAGAAAGGAGGACCAAGCCGAGUUGGAGGCACAGUGCAAGAUCUACCGCGCUAUGUUCAACGACAACUCCGAAGUCCGCAGACGCUGGGGCGGUGGCAUCAACGGCAUCAAGUCGCAGCACGCCCAGCAGAAGAAGGAGAAGCUGAUCAACAUUGAGUUGAAGAAGAAGAUGGGUCUUCAGCUUGCUUGAGGACGGUUUGUUCUUGCGCGUGAAUCUGCUCUGUGUUGACAUGUCAGAAGGAAGGGGGUCUCGGCUGAACGGGGUUGUCGGCGUGCAGAGCAGCUUGUGUGGUAUGCCUUCACUUCCUCGGUGCGAACAGCAGCUGAGACCUUUGUUAGACUGUCUCUUGCUUCUGUGAAUUCAAGGUGACUUCGCUCGAAGGCAGUCUACAAACAGGAUUGCCGACUGAUGAUCAUGUGGUGCUGCUGUCG